GCAGCUCUUUGUAUGACUGGUCCGCGAGGUACCCCAGCACCGAGGAUACACGCGGCAGCAGCAGCGGAGGACCAUUAGAAGACAAAGUCCCGACCAGGGACUGACAGGGUCCAGCAACGUCCCCUGUCCGAGCCACACGCCACCACCGGACACACGGAGCGUUAACGGGAGGGGGAACACGACGCUUCUCAGAGUGAACCGCUGCCUCUGAAGGUGGUUUUAAACAGAAGUUGGUUUACCGGGAAGUUUGAUGGUCACAGCAGCAGUAACUGGAGCCUGAACGCUGGUGUGGAGAGAACAGAACCGACCUGAACUUUACUGCCUCCAGACUUAUUUCCACAAUUUAUCUGCUUGAAAACGCUUCUUUUAUCGGACCGUGGUGGUUUCUGUUUGCCCACAAGCCAUAAACCCUCCAACUUUAAAGAAGGUUAUCUCAGUACCUGCUGAUAUACACACUGACGAGAGAAGAAAGGAACAGGGAGACAAGGACAGACGGAAAAAAUUGGAUGUAUUUGCAGCCAUGGAUGUAACUGUUUACCCGCCUCCUCCUCAGUCUCUGGCCCCGUCAGACCACUCCAGACUGGGUCAGCUCUCCUACCCUGACCCGGCCUUUGGGACCAACAAGCUGGAUGGGGACACCAUGUUCCUGGGUAUGCCAGAGGCAGGCCUUGACUUUGCCUCAAGCAAUCAGUUUCGUGUGCCACAGCCCCCUCACCCUCUAAACAAGGUGACGCCACCCAACUCACAACACUGGAAGCGGGACACGCAUAUGGCUGAUACACACCGUCUGCCUUGGUCAUACUCAGUGGGUGGUUUAGGUGAUGAGGACUUUAACAUCCCACCCAUUACCCCUCCCACCCUGCCAGACCACAUGCUGCCCUCCCAUCUCCCCCAUGAUUCUCCCUCUGGACCUUACCAUCCUCUGGACCCCCCCUCCCGUACAGCUCCUCACCACCCCUACCAGCUGCAGGGCAUGGAUCUGCCAGGCAUGCCUGGGAGCCAAAAUGGAGGUGCUAUGUUGAACCAAGAUGGUGGCACAUGCGGCCCAAUGACAAGUACCUUGUCUGUGAUGCAGCAGAUGGUCAACUCUGAUUCGCGUUUCACAAGCAGCCAACAGCCUAUCGAGGCAGCGCUUGGACCGAGGAGCCAAUCAGGCAUGAGCCAGCAAAGUCAGUUGUCCACCGUCAAUCAAUCCCAGCUGGGCCUCAGUGGGAACUCUGUUACCCAUAAUUCUCCCUCACCUCCAGGAAGUAAAUCGGCUACACCAUCUCCCUCCAGUUCAGCACAUGAGGACGAGAAUGAUGACGGACUCAGGCUGGGCAGUGGAGCAGAGAAGAGGCCAGCAGCAGUGGACAUUUCCAAGAAACCCAAAACACCAAAGAAGAAGAAGCGAAAGGACCCAAAUGAGCCAGUGAAGCCAGUGUCUGCCUAUGCCUUGUUCUUCAGGGACACCCAGGCCAACAUCAAGGCCCAGAACCCGAAUGCCACUUUCGGGGAAGUGUCAAAGAUUGUGGCCUCCAUGUGGGACAGUCUUGGAGAGGAGCAGAAACAGUUGUACAAGAAGAGAACAGAGACGGCUAAGAAGGAGUAUCUGAAACAACUGGCUGCCUACAGGGCAAGUCUGGUCUCACAGAGUUACAGCGAUUCACCUGAGAUGAAACUGCCCCACUCCUCUCCCUCAUCUUCCUCAUCUUCUACCUCAGUUUUUACACCCAAACCUUCAAUGUACCCUGGUCACGUUGGUCACCCAGGCCAGCACCUUUCCUCCAGCUCCAUAGUCCACCCUCACUCUCUCCCUCCCCCUCAGCACCCGAGCAUGUACAUGACGUAUCCUCACCAGUCACACCCUUCCCACGCCUCAAGUCCCAGCCUCGGCCCUCACCUGCCUCCUCCUCACACCCAUAUGCACCCCCAGCUCCAGGCUAUGUCAUCCAGAGGGACAGUGCCGCGGCCCAGUGUCCCUCACCAGGGAGCUCUGUCUCUUGGCGGCAUGACAGCAGCAUCCACACCUCCUCUCCAGGUCAGCCCUCCUCUCCACAGCCAGGCUCACCUGGGAGGGCUGCACAGUCCACACCAUCAGCACCAGCAGCUCAGUGGACACUCUGUGGGACUGACGCACUCGCCUGCCAUCACACAGGGCUACCCCCCCUCCCUCCAGUCUGACUACCAGCAGAUAGGAGGAGGUAUGCUUAAUGGUGGAGCAAUGAUGUCACCAUCAAUGGACUACCACCAGCUUGGUCGACACACACCGGGCCACCACCCCUCCUUGGACUGGAGCACUGAUUACCAUGGCAAUGGAAGUCUUCAGAGAGAAAAACAUCUCUAUCUGAGCUAAUCUCAGGACCGUGACACCAAACUUCAGCUAAGCCCAUCUACUGCCACUAUGGAACCUCUCUACACCAAGGCCAGCUUACUUCAACCUCAACCCCCUGAGGACUCAACCAACAGACCAUCUACAUUUGAAUAGAGUUCAGCACUUCAAACUAGAGCCCAAGCUGUAAAAUAAGGGGACAUUUCUCUGUAUUACUAAUAUGUCUCAUAUACUGGACAACAGGACCGCGUUGAGAACGGGAAGAAGAAAUACUUUCUUCAAGCUCCUGCAUGUCCCUUGGCUUCUCUGACAUCUACUAUUGGCUGUAUUUUUGUACUUAUCCUUUACAGCAUGAGACGUGCUGUAAUUUGAAUAGAAAAUGUGUAUAACAGUGAGGAGAGAUGGACAAGUCCUCUGCUGUGAUAGGUGUAUAUGCUCCAACCUCCCUCAGAGAGGGAUUUUCCGUCUAGUUUCCUGUCUGCUCUAAAAAGUUCGUAUGUAGUCCCUCAUUUUUUUAAAGAUGGUGUUUACCAUCAGGUCCAAAUGAUUCUGAAGAGCGACUGUACAUUACUGUAAUGUAAUUGUUUGAGCUGUGGAUUUUAAGCCAAUUAAAUUUGUUUUGUUUUGUUUUUUGGACCUGGUAGUUGCUGUAUCUUCCAACAGCCAAAGUCAAGAGAACACAGUCCACAAACAAAGGGUUGAUAACCAAAAGAUACACAGAUUGUUUUUCCCCUUUUCCCUUCCUUUUCCAUUGGUUCUUUAAUUAUAUGAGUUCACGUGUUCAGUUUGAUGCUGUGUGGACUGAAGUCCCGCACUGUCUUUUGAGACAGAAAAUGCAUUUUGAUUCUGAACAGAAGCAGUGUUGAACACAGUGAUAAUUGCUGAAUUCAUUGUGCUGUAUUCAGCUAAAAACAAAAAAGUGAACAAGGUGAGGUAGUGUUGACUUUUUAACCAGGCACCAGCUGUAAAUAAUUGUGUCUGAUUAAAGGACUGUAAUUGUUCUCUGGCAGUGAAGCUCAGAUCAGCAGGGUAGAAAUUCAAUGUAUUUUAGUCCUUGAAAUAAUGAAAUGUCAAACAAUUCUUUGUUAGAAAAAAAAGGAAUGAAAAUGUAAACCUUUUGUAUGACGACAGCUCCUCCUCCUGGCAUAUGUCUGUUGAUAAUAUUGAUUCAGAUCCAAAUUGUGUGUGUAUGUGAAGUGUUGAUGAGAAAGCAGAGCGGUUGAUUGGGUUGCAUGGUCUCUUGUCAUCUCUAUUUCUCUGUGAACACAGGCUAUUUAAGAAACUAUAACUGUUGCUGGGUUGGCUGUGUUUUAAUGUUGUUUUUUUAAUCAAAUCAAGUGUUUUUUUUAGUGUUGAUGAUGAUGCGAGACAUGUCUCUCACUGUCUAUCUCUUUGUAUUAAUGUGAUUGUUGGCAGAUGAAAGGACUCUGGGCAACAACAACCAUGAAGAUUUUCUUAUUUUUAGAUUCUAAUAAUGUGUUUGAGAAUAAAGUCAGUGCUGCAUUGAUGUGCAGUCAUUAAU
Acanthopagrus latus (yellowfin seabream) is the source of this 3833-nucleotide messenger RNA. RefSeq names its product thymocyte selection-associated high mobility group box (gene tox). Gene Ontology annotation, molecular function: chromatin DNA binding. The transcript is spliced from 10 exons. Gene Ontology annotation, biological process: regulation of transcription by RNA polymerase II; leukocyte differentiation. The coding region runs from base 521 to 2335 and encodes 604 amino acids. The record is from RefSeq and is a predicted model, not a curated record. Lineage: Eukaryota; Metazoa; Chordata; Actinopteri; Spariformes; Sparidae. Gene Ontology annotation, cellular component: nucleus.